Scophthalmus maximus (turbot) is the source of this 5124-nucleotide messenger RNA. Its product is annotated as neurturin. Gene Ontology annotation, molecular function: receptor tyrosine kinase binding; glial cell-derived neurotrophic factor receptor binding; growth factor activity. Bases 62 to 643 code for a protein of 193 amino acids. Lineage: Eukaryota; Metazoa; Chordata; Actinopteri; Pleuronectiformes; Scophthalmidae. The record is from RefSeq and is a predicted model, not a curated record. The transcript is spliced from 3 exons.
AAAAACCUGGUGGAGGCAGGAGGUGUCGACAACCCAGCAUCACCUGAGGAAUUGGAAGGUGAUGUUGUGGGUGGUGGCGUCGUUGCUGACACUGGUGGAAGAUGUGUUUGCUGAGGAGGACAAUAAAGAGGCUCAGUCAGACAUCCCGCGUGUCCUCAGGCAGCCCCCCUGGCCUCCUGCAGAGGACCUGGGACAAGACGGCAGUAUCCACACACCCUGGCCCGGUGCCUUUGGAGAGUGGUCACUGAUACAGGAAGAGGAAAUUCACCAGGGCAGAUGGCGGCGCUCCUCCCGAGACCCAAACCCGACCAGAACAUCAAGGAGGAACCGCAAGAAGACCAAGAGCACCCGCGAUUGCCAUUUGGAGAGAAAGGAGAUGCGGGUGCGGGAUCUUGGCCUUGGCUAUGACUCGGAUGAGAUAGUCCUCUUUAAGUACUGUGUUGGCACGUGCCACAGCUCCCGCAGGAACUAUGACUUGGCCCUCAAGACUUUGAUGGACACUGGGAGCAUCUCCACCAAAAAGGUCAGUAGUCACCCCUGCUGUCGACCGACCCGCUAUGAGACUGUGUCCUUCAUGGACACCCAGACUACCUGGCAGACUAUUAAGUGGCUCUCGGCAGCCAACUGUAGCUGUUUGGGCUGACAGCAAAGACUGUCUAUCUGCAAUGCAUCAACAGAGAAGAGCUCCUGUGUGAAAGAGGAAGAUGUAUGAGGCCUGGCGUUGGACAUGGGUGACUUCAUGUGGUGGCGUGGGGCUGACAUGUCCUUCAUGUGGUGGCGUGGGCCUGACAUAGUAUCCAUAGUGCUAUGGCCAAGGACUUCCCUCCACUCAAAGCUUCUGUCUGAUGAGCUCUUGGUCGUGGAGGUUCAGAGCCUGAUUCCACCAGCAGCACAUCUCAAUGUCUGCCUCCAGACUGGAAGGUUUGUUUAAUUGCCAGCAGCAAUAAGCACAAAGGAGGAAACUACCUGCUUAUCAAACAUUGAGGGCAUAAACACCACCAGCAUUAAAUUCAGCAACUUUAGCAUUCAGAGACUAAAGAACUGAUGAAACUAAUCAAAAAUUGCUUUGUGAACAAUGAUUUGUAUACACAAAUUAUUCAUUCAAGGCAAGGUUAUGAAUUCCUUUCCAAGUUUCAUUUUGUUUAGCCUUGAUACGCCAAACUCUACAGAGAAAAAACUAGUCAAAGUGUCAGUGAUACUGAUUUCCAUUUAAAAACAUUAUUUAUCCUAAUAAUGACACAAAAAAGAUCUUUUCAGUUACUUUUCAUGUCGCAAUACAACAACCCAGUCACGGUAACAGUCCAACUAGUUGCCAUUAUCAUGGAAACUUGCAGAUACAUUUAUGCUCAAAUACAUUUCAAAUUCUAAGUUGGUUGCUGUAUGUUUUGAAAUCUGAUUCAGCUUCAAAGGUCUGCAUGCAAGCGAUGGCAGACAUUUUAACUUUGACAAUUCUGUGCCGUUAGCCUGCUGACUACGCCUGCUCGCUAUCAAAGCCAAAGGUUUAAAUUUAAUAAUCACUGUUUCAAAAAAGUAACAGAACUAGACUAUUCAAUUUUUUUUUACAUUACAUCCACAGCACAGCAUUAUUAAAAUGAUUAAAUGCCAGUUCAUCCACUGACUCAAAUACAAACUCUCAUUUAAAACAUCAAGACGGUCUGAACCAACAAAAAACAAAGCUCAACCUGUUUAAAGACCAAAGAAAUAUGAUGUGAAGACAUGUUAAUAGGAACGUAGAUGUUCAUAGAAAUAUUGUAGAGUAUUUGUUUUGUUUUUUGUUUUUCGGAAAUUCUGUGGUUUUUAUUAGACUAGGAUUAGGACUAGGAUUUGCUUUCACCACGUGGGACAAUCCUACCUUCUGUUCCAGGGCAGUUCAACUCAAUAACUACUAUCUGGUGGGGGAAAAAAAUUCAAGUAACUGUUUGUUUUUUUAUUCGUACACGCACGCUCCCACACACACACACACACACACACACACACACACACUCUCUCUUUCUCAAAGCCCAACCAACGUGCUCUCACUAAGUGGUUACAUAAUAGUGGUUAUAAAGUUGAUUGUCACCCAGGUUUUAGGAUUACAAGAGUGCAAACGGUUACAUGGACCAGUCUACUGGCAGCAGAGCAACGUAUUUUACAAACAAAGGGCAAAGUGUAAUAUUUGACAAAUCCAAAGUAGUGAAAUAAUCCAGACGAAAAGCAACAGUUGCAGCUGUGAAUGUGUCAACUAACCUAAUGCCUCAUAACAAGAGCACAUGUAGAUCUGAGUAUAUUAUCAUUUUUGUAUUCGAAUGAAAUCAUUAGGGAAACCCAAAGGGUUUUGCUUAUCUCAUUUUGCCCUCUCACGUUUCAAGCUCAACAGGAUCUUCUAUAGAUGGUGAUGCCAUUUUCCAAAAUAAUCAAUUAGUCACUAGGUUUUGCUUUUAUACAGCGUAAAGUUACCAUGGCGAUGUAUCUCGAUAAGAAGUGAACCACCAGUGUAACCCUGAAAACCUAGGGUCAAACCUGAAGGUAGUAUGUCGCUAACCGCUAACUGUGCUUCUUUGUACAGGCCUCUGGAUACUCGUUUCAGCACAGCUUGUUUACAACUCCGUCAACAGGCUCUAGUAGGAUGCCAUCACAAAUAUAGUCAUGAGCCAAACAUCACGCUGAGUGACAGCUUUUCACAACCUGGGCUAUUUUCAGAUCGGCUGUGACAUGAUACCACUCAGCCGAGCUGUAGUUUAAACAACACAAGAGUGUGAAAUCAGUUUACAUGACAUGUCUAGAGCUUCUGUAACACUACUGUACAGCAGAUUACAGCUGCAGAUAUGUUUCUUAAACAGGUUUGCAAAGAAUUAUUUAGACUGUGACAUCCCACACACAGAACCGACAUCUAGCGGACCGUGAGGAAAUAUUCUAGCACUGGUUUAAAAUCGCUUACUUCCCCUUUAACAUAUAGAUUAUAGUAAUAAUAACCCCCAAUACAUUGAUUGAGUGUAUUUCAAGUGCAAAGAACAGGAAAUCACCCCUCACUGUCUUCCCACCCAGCAUCAGUGUCAGUUGUGUUGCUGGCCAGGUCUCUGUAGAGGGCUUACUGGAAAUGACCUCAGCUUUAGAUGUUUGUGUGUGUUUGUCUUUGCAAACAGAAAUUGCUUAACAAAAAUGUGUCCAUGAAACAUGAAUUACCCUUUUUUAACAUUUUUCAUUAACAAUUUGCCACUGAAAUUAUAAUUAAAUAUUAACAUUAUAAUAUCAUAUGCAUUUUAUUACAUCUUACAGUAUCUGCAGUUAUAAUAUUGUGUGCAUUCUUUUUUAUGCAUUUUUGCAUCACCAUAAUGGAUUGGUUAUACACAUAGCAAUUACAUUUUUACAGUUUUGUUUCACCUUGGUCCACCCCUCUGUACCGCACGUAUAUGAGACGUUUAUGAGUGGAAGCACUUUCCAGCCCUUGCACAACUGACCAUCAAUUUAAGAAAAGAUUUGGACCCUAAACAUUGUAGAGUUUUCAACUGAGUAUUCAGUUUAAAUGCGGGAAUAUACACCCAAACCACCCAACUAAACAUUGUUGCAGACCAGACGUCAUGCAGACCCCCCUAUGUCACUCCCUGCUGGCAGCAGCCUCACCCAGCAGGGCAAUGUGCUGCCACACUGCAAAAACUGCUCAGACGUAGCUGGAAGAACAUGGCAAAGAGCCCAAAGCUUUGACCGGGUCUCCAAACUCCCCUAAAUCCCAAUUCAACCAAGCACAUAAGAUACAUAAAGAAGUUAUAUCCAUAGAGGGCCCCAGCCACAAAACCCACAGGACCCAAAGAACCCACUACCAAUGUCCCAACACCACAGGACAACAGAGCUGUUAUGUCAGCAUGAGGGGGACCUCCACAACGAUAGGCAGGUGGUUUUGAAGGUUUGGCUGAUCGGUGUAUGUUAUUAAUGUCUAAUACAGUUUUCAUUCAUGCUUUUUGUGUCCAGCUACAUUGCAAACUAGUCUAAAAAUAUCCAAGUGAUAACAUUAGCCUGUUUCCGACUUUGUGUCUUGGCACAGUCUCUCUGUGAAAAGUAUGUUUCCACAUGUAACACUGGGAUAACAAAGUACCUCCACACAUUUUUAUUACUACAGUUGGUUUUAUUACUACCGUUGGUUCUGUCUCACAUUAUUCAGCUCUGAAAGACUUCCAACUUUUUUUUUUUUUGUUAUUGAAGAUUAUCUGAAGAAUGCUCACAGCCAAGCCCACACAUUAUCUAACAUUUGCUUUCAAUUACACCACUCCAUGUUUUUAUGACAUGAGAAAAUAGAGGUUGUAGCAUCUAGAAACCAAACAGAAACCAUCAAUACAGAUCUAACCAAAACCUCACUGGACCAGCUCAUUGUAAUUAGUAUGUUGUAGAGUCAGAGUAUGAUUAUUCUUUCAAAUUAAACAAAAUAAUAACUUCUUAGGUAAACGCUAAGCAGGGAAGCAGGGUGCUUGUCGGAAUUUAGCUCACAGCUUGGCUAACAAAUUAAACCAACCAUUGUUGCAACUAAUAUAUAAUACAACAUAUAAAAAGACAGCUGAUUGGAUGUUGUAUAGUUUCACCUUUGACGUAGCUAGCCUACCUGUGUGAUUGGACAACGGGUGCUUGUCAUUUAUCUCUGUCCCUUCAAGAAUAAGAUAUGAGAGGAGAGAAAUAAAAACCACUGAGCUGUUAGGGUUAGCUAUUCGAAACACAGCAUCUGUUUCUGAUGAUACAGCUGGAUUGGCCAUCAGUCUGCAGUUGUGUACACCUCAGAGUGUGUAUUUGCAAAGAUAAUGGUAUAUGUUUUCCACAUAAUAAUGAGGUUGCACAGUUGCUGCUGCUUGACAAGCAUCUGCUCAUUCAUUAAAAACUUUUUUUUUCUUUUGAUAUUGUGAGCAGAUCAUUCCAACCACAGUCUGUAAAGUUACUGUUCAGCCUGUGGAAGAUUUAAGGUACCUAAAUUGAAACAAACCAAACAAAAAAUAACAUGAAUCAAAUAAGAUAUGCAUUUCCUUGUUCUUGCUUUGUACAAGCAGCUUGUGUAACCAAUGACAGUGUCUGCUCGUGGCUGUGUCCCUGAGCUGUGGUUGGAAAGGCCUGGCUGAUGCAAAGCUUUUUUUUUUUUUUUUAAACUAGACUGUCUGGACUGUUUAA